AUGGGUGCGCAUAUGCCGCGACAGCUUGAAGACCAUCUACUGACGCGCCGCAGCUACAUAGAAGGCAUCGUCCGUGGCUACCGCAACAGCCUCCUAACCAGCCAGGCCUACAGCAACUUGACACAAUGCGAGACCAUCGAUGAUGUCAAGCUACAGCUCGGCCCAGCCUAUGGCGACUUCCUGGCAGCCCUGCCCCCAAACCCGUCCACUUCCGCCCUCGCCAACAAGCUUACCGAGAAGCUCGUUUCCGAAUUCCGAUACCUCCAAGCGAACGCCACCGGAUCUCUCGCUAAGUUCAUGGAGUACCUUACCUACGGCUAUAUGAUCGACAACGUCGCGCUCCUCAUCACUGGUACACUGCACGAACGAGACACGCGCGAACUACUAGAGCGAUGUCACCCACUCGGCUGGUUCGAGACGAUGCCGGUGCUGUGCGUGGCGACGAACAUCGAGGAGCUGUACAACUCGGUCCUCAUCGAGACACCGCUGGCGCCGUACUUCAAGGGCUCGCUCAGCCAUCAAGAUCUGGACGAGCUGAACAUCGAGAUCGUCCGCAACACGCUGUACAAGAAUUAUCUCGAGGACUUUCACAACUGGGUAAACACAAACCCGGAUGUCAGGGGGACGCCGACUGCGGAGGUCAUGAGCGAGGUGCUGGAGUUUGAGGCGGACAGGAGAAGCAUCAAUAUCACGCUCAAUUCGUUCGGUACGGAACUGAGCAAGGCGGAUAGAAAGAAGCUGUAUCCCAACUUUGGGCGGCUGCACCCCGAAGGUACACUCAUGCUAUCGCGAGCGGAUGAUGUGGAAGGUGUGAGGAUUGCGGUGGAGGGAGUAUCAGAUUACAAGACCUUCUUUGACCAGACUGGCCUGAACCAAGGCGGUGGCUCGGCUGUAGGGAACAUGUCCGGCGGCGCUGGCGGUGAGGGCAAAAGCCUGGAAGACAUGUUCUAUCAGAAGGAGUGCGAGAUAUCGAAGCUGGCCUUUACGCGACAGUUCACACAUGCAGUUGUCUAUGCGUGGGUCAAGCUGCGGGAGCAGGAAAUCCGGAACAUCACGUGGAUAGCUGAGUGCAUAGCGCAGAACCAGAAGGAGAGGAUCGGGAACUACAUUAGCGUGUUCUGA
Messenger RNA from Coniosporium apollinis CBS 100218, 1122 nucleotides. RefSeq names its product V-type proton ATPase subunit D. Gene Ontology annotation, biological process: proton transmembrane transport; vacuolar transport; vacuolar acidification. Gene Ontology annotation, molecular function: proton-transporting ATPase activity, rotational mechanism. The record is from RefSeq and is a predicted model, not a curated record. The transcript has 3 exons. Gene Ontology annotation, cellular component: vacuolar proton-transporting V-type ATPase complex; fungal-type vacuole membrane; proton-transporting V-type ATPase, V0 domain. The coding region runs from base 1 to 1122 and encodes 373 amino acids. NCBI's taxonomy places the organism in Eukaryota, Fungi, Ascomycota, Dothideomycetes.